AUGGCCUCGAGAACACUCUCUGCAGGGGCACGGAGUGCUUUCGCUGCCUACUCCUCGAUGCGGCCCGCUCGCAACUUCCACGCGACUGCACGAACCCUCGCCGACGCGACCGCUACCCUGCCGGCCCGCAAGCCCGUGGGUGCCUUCCGAGGCGGUCUCUUUGGCUUUCUUCUGGGCACCACUCUCGCCGGCGCCGGUGUUUACGGCUACACCUUGAGGGAAUACAAGGCGUCGAACGAGCUGUUGACGGAAGACAUCUACGCGUUGCAGGCGGCUUGCCAGAAAUUGAACACUUACUGCCAGGCGUUGGAGGACAAGAUGGAUGCUGCGGAACGGAAAAGGAAGUGA
This is a messenger RNA of Anthostomella pinea, 348 nucleotides long. Lineage: Eukaryota; Fungi; Ascomycota; Sordariomycetes; Xylariales; Xylariaceae. The record is from the annotation of a GenBank genome assembly.